Molecule: messenger RNA, 4805 nt
Organism: Meriones unguiculatus (Mongolian gerbil)
Lineage: Eukaryota; Metazoa; Chordata; Mammalia; Rodentia; Muridae
Gene: Vezf1
Product: vascular endothelial zinc finger 1
Exons: 6
Coding region: 265-1845 (526 amino acids)
Biological process (GO): regulation of transcription by RNA polymerase II
Cellular component (GO): nucleus
Molecular function (GO): RNA polymerase II cis-regulatory region sequence-specific DNA binding; DNA-binding transcription factor activity, RNA polymerase II-specific
Source: RefSeq, a predicted model, not a curated record
CGCGCCGGCGGCGGGGACGCCCGGAGGGGGUCGGAGCGGCUGGGGGCGGCGGCGGCCGGGCCGGGGCUCCCCCCCCGCCCGCGCUCGCCGCCGCGGUGGUGCGUCCCGGAGGUUACCGGAAGUGGCCGCGCUCGGCGCUGCCAUGUUGAGGAGCCGCCGCUGCCGCUGCCGCCGCCGCCGCCGCCGCUUUGUUGUCGCCUCCUCCGGCUGAGGAGGCUCCCCGAGCGGGGGGAGUGGGGAGGAGGGGGGUCGGCCGCCGCAGCCAUGGAGGCCAACUGGACCGCGUUCCUGUUCCAGGCCCACGAAGCCUCCCAUCACCAACAACAGGCAGCGCAGAACAGCUUGCUGCCCCUCCUGAGUUCCGCUGUGGAGCCCCCUGAUCAGAAACCGUUGCUUCCAAUACCAAUAACUCAGAAACCUCAGGCUGCACCAGAAACAUUAAAGGAUGCCAUUGGGAUUAAAAAAGAAAAACCCAAAACUUCAUUUGUGUGCACUUACUGCAGUAAAGCAUUCAGGGACAGCUAUCACCUGAGGCGCCACCAGUCCUGCCACACAGGGAUCAAGUUGGUGUCUCGGGCAAAGAAAACCCCCACCACGGUGGUUCCCCUUAUCUCCACCAUCGCUGGGGACAGCAGCCGAACUUCGUUGGUUUCAACUAUUGCAGGCAUCUUGUCAACAGUCACUACAUCUUCCUCGGGCACCAACCCCAGUAGCAGCGCCAGUACCACAGCCAUGCCUGUGCCCCAGUCUGUCAAGAAACCCAGCAAGCCUGUCAAGAAGAACCAUGCCUGUGAGAUGUGCGGGAAGGCCUUCCGGGAUGUGUACCACCUCAAUCGGCACAAGCUUUCCCACUCGGACGAAAAGCCCUUUGAGUGUCCUAUCUGUAAUCAGCGCUUCAAGAGGAAGGACCGCAUGACUUACCAUGUGAGAUCUCAUGAAGGAGGCAUCACCAAACCCUAUACUUGCAGUGUUUGUGGGAAAGGCUUCUCAAGGCCUGACCACCUCAGCUGUCAUGUCAAACAUGUGCAUUCAACAGAAAGACCCUUCAAAUGCCAAUUUUCCUCCCUCAUGCAGACGUGCACCGCUGCCUUUGCCACCAAAGACAGACUCCGGACACACAUGGUGCGCCACGAGGGCAAGGUUUCCUGUAACAUCUGCGGGAAGCUCCUGAGUGCAGCGUACAUCACCAGCCACCUAAAGACGCACGGGCAAAGCCAAAGCAUCAACUGCAACACCUGUAAACAAGGCAUCAGCAAAACAUGCAUGAGUGAAGAGACCAGCAAUCAGAAGCAGCAGCAGCAACAGCAGCAGCAGCAGCAGCAACAACAACAACAGCAACAGCAUGUGACGAGCUGGCCAGGGAAGCAGGUAGAGACACUGAGACUGUGGGAAGAAGCCGUCAAAGCCAGAAAGAAAGAAGCUGCCAACCUGUGCCAAACCUCCACGGCUGCUACGACACCUGUGACUCUCACUACUCCAUUCAAUAUAACGUCCUCUGUGUCGUCUGGGACUAUGUCAAACCCAGUCACAGUGGCAGCUGCAAUGAGCAUGAGAAGUCCAGUAAAUGUUUCAAGUGCAGUUAAUAUAACCAGCCCAAUGAACAUAGGGCAUCCUGUAACUAUAACCAGCCCAUUGUCCAUGACCUCUCCUUUAACACUCACCACCCCAGUCAACCUCCCCACCCCUGUAACCGCCCCAGUUAAUAUAGCACACCCUGUCACCAUCACAUCUCCCAUGAACCUGCCCACGCCUAUGACACUGGCUGCUCCUCUCAAUAUAGCGAUGAGGCCUGUAGAAAGCAUGCCUUUUUUGCCCCAAGCUUUGCCUACAUCACCACCUUGGUAAACAGUAUUAUAAAGUCAAAGUAUGGGUUAAAGUAAAUAUUUACCAGCAACGUACUUUUAGUUGACUAAAGCUAUGAAAUUUGGAGGUUUUAUUAUGUUAGUUAAUAAGAGUGUAGUAGCAUUUUGCUCCAAUUUGGCUGGGGUUCAAAGUAGGGUAUAUGUGUAAGUUACCACUGGACCACUUUAGUUUAAUCAGAAACCCCCUUUAGCUGACAGCAUUGCUUAAACAGGAUAGUAGCUGGCAAGAUGAAAUGCCAGAUCUAAAACCAAUCAUCAAACCCAUUUCAAAAUGAAAAAAACAAAAAAACAAAAAAACGAAAACAAAAAAAUCAAAAAACAGCAUUAUUUGUUUUUAAUUAUUAUUGUUUUUAAUCCAGUAAAAACACUAGCAGAGUUUUUCCCUCUGUGAAAGGUGGAUGAUUUUAACCUGAAGUUCUAAACCCACAGACUGAGAGCUAGUGUAGAACUGUCUGUGUUUUUUUGUUCGUAUGAGUAAAUAGAUGCAUUGUCAUAAUAAAAUGCAUUUCAGAGAAUAUGCAUUUUACCUUUGGGAAUAUGUUAAUUUCAGGCAGCAUUCCCUAUGGGAAAGGUGAUACCAGCUCUGAUAUGCAAAGCAUAUGAUAAUUUAUCAUUCUAACUUCAACAUAUACUAGGGAUUGUGACCUGAUAUUUGGAGUGUAAAUAUUGCUCAGCAUAUUAAUCCUGAUGGAAUAUAGCAUUGUAGUUGACUUUUUAAAAAAAGAAAAAAACUUAAAAAAAAAAAAAAAAAAACAACCAAACAAAUUGUGUUUUGAUGAGAAAAGGCUGCGGCUGGCUGAGGAGAAGUCAGGUGUGCACACAGCAGGCUCCUAGCAGGCCAGUGGGGCCUGUUCAGGAGCAACGAGAACUUUGGGACAGUUUAAAUCUAUUGCUUUAAAUUGGAAGACAUUGGAGGCACUGGGAUGUGAUAUGCCCCUCUCUCUCCCAAUCAUCGUCUGUUGGUGUUACAACAGACACAGAUGUGUUAGAUGCUCACUAGAGUUUAUGUCUUAUAUUAAAUUGUAUACAGUUUUUAUUCUAACCACUAACUAGGUAGUAUGCCCCUUCAGAACAAGCAGAGUGUAUCUUUUCCCCCUUCUUCUGUUUAAUCAAGUAUUGUGCAGAUUUGUUCAACUUUGUAAAUAUGGACAUCACUUUUUUUUUUCCCUUUGGGGGGGAAAAAAAAAAAAACACUUGUAUCCGCUUUCUGGCGUUUUCAGGGAGGCAGCUGUCUGCAUGCUCCACGGAAACCCUGCAAUGAUUGUGCACGUUGAGACAUGUGCUUUUUGUUUCUUAGUGGGAUGCUUUAUCCCUGUACAUACGGUAGAAACCAAAAGCUAGGGAAACAGAUGCUCUUUACGCCAUCAUGCCACACUUCAUGUUUUCAAAGCAUUGUGUUAAAGAAAGGUUCAUUCAAACCAAGAUGCUGUAAUAUUUUUUUUUUUUUUUUUUACAUUGCAAUGUGUUUGGGGUCUUUUUCAUUUUUAAUCUUGCAAUUAAGAGAAAUGGAAAUGAGUUCUGUUAGCCCUGCAGAAUGCAUGCGGGACUGUCACACCGGAUGACUUCCGUUUAUACCCCACUGUGUCAGUACAAACAUCAAAAUACCUUGCAUCUGAAGCAGACUUGCUACAUCAGGGACAGGUAUCUGUGUGUCAUUAUACAAAACAGUUCUAGGGGGAUGAACUACAUAGUAAAAAAAAAAAAAAAAAUUAAAAUAAAUAGUACCUAGUGUAAAAUAAUUUUAUAAAUGAUCUUUUGUACUUUAGGACAUUAAAUUGUACAACUUUUGUAUAUAUAAAGCUUAGGAACUUUCUGUUUAGCAGGAAGGCAACACAUUCCUACACUUUUAAUGUAUAUGUUUGUUAUAAUGUCCAUGUAAACAUGCCCUAUGUUUGUGCCUUUUAAUUAGUUUGUCUCAAUAAACAAAAUGUAGAGAAAAAUAUGUAGCUAUGGCUUUGUUACAACAGUUCUUAUCCACAGUUGAAAAAUGGUUUGUUUUUAUGUGUAGAUCAUUAUGUGUGAGCUACUGGAAGGGCUCAUGUGGGAAAGGCCUAGAAAUGGCACUGCUGAGACCUGGGGGGCAGUGGUCACAUGUGGAGGAAACCCACAUUUCCUGGCCUGUGCUCUGCCUGCUGGGUCCUGUCAUCUGUGUUGUGCUGGCUGUCAUGGUCCUUCACGGUUCAGACAGCCCGGGCUUCCUCCACAGUGGCCAAGGAGCAGUUCUCAAAGUGGGAAGGUGUGGGCCCUUCCCCCAGGCUACAGCGUGGUCGUAAGAUCCUGAAAGUAUUAGUUCUUACAGGGGGAAAAAAAAGAUAUAUACUAGAAAUGAUUGUUCUUUUCAAUUCAUUGUAAACAGGAGUGAGACUUCAUUGUAUGACUUCAGUUAAAAUGCUAUUUUGUAUGCAUUCUUUAUUCACUUAAGAAGCUUGUCUGCAAUAAUAAAGCCACGUUGUGUCUUCUUUGGGGAGGGAGGAGUUGAUGACAGGACAGGGUGAGGAUAGGCCACUGCAAGGGGGCACAGGCAGGUUGUGUGGUGAACUCCUCCUGUGUCUUGGAACGGAAACUGAGUUGUGAUGGUGACGAACUGAUUCAACCAUGUGCGGAAGGCACCGACAGCCACCACUCUACAAAAAGGCAGAGUGUGUUUCCCUCCUGGUUGUAACCUGGUGGAGAGCUUUCCUUUAUCAGACUGGCAGCUAAACAGUUGUAUUAGAUAAUCCUCGAAUCUGACAUCCAGCCUGUUACGCUUGCUCUAGGGCUCGCUGCUCGGCCUGCAUUUACCUUUUACUGUGUAUUCAUUUCCCUCCCAAGGUGUGCUCCUAAAUGAAGGUUUCUAUGUACUCGGAUGAUGAUUUUACCUGUCAAUACCAGCACUGUAUUACUAACAUGCAAAAUACUGCAGAUUUAUUUUGACAAAUUAAAGUUAACCAGUCACAACUGUUA